UUCAAACGUUGCAACUUGCAUUUCGACUUUUAAUGACACAUAAUAUUUUAAAGUUAAAAUAUAUACGUUUGAAAUUUAAAACUAUUUUCGUGUAAUUAUGUAUAGUUUCAACAGUUACGUUCAAAUGCAUAGUAGUUAGGAAAAAUAAUAUACUUACCAAUAAUUAAAAACCCUGCAGGCGUUUCAACAACAAAUGGCUGACGAGUGUUCGGUUUUACAAGAAGAAGAGAGAGAAGCGUUAUUGUCAAUCUACGAUGGCGAUGAAGCAUUUAAAGAAGUAUCUCCAACAAUUUAUCAGUAUAAAUACGGUGAAGAUGAUGAUAACAAAUCAUUUUUGCUAGAGAUAGAGUGGCAUGGCAAUUACCCAAACGAAGCUCCAAAAAUAAAUUUGGAUACUUUUUACAAUAGGCACAUCGUAAGUUCAGUUAAACAAAAUAUCCUGGACAAAAUUGCAACCGAGGCCAAUCAUUAUUUGGGAGAGUCCAUGACCUUUACACUUUUUGAAUUCAUUAAAGAUAUUUCUGAAGAACUUGUUGCGGAACAACCUACUAAAGAAGUCAUUGAAAGCAUGACAAAACUUACAAUAGAUAAUGAUGAAGAUAUAACAAAGAAAGUAACAGUAAAAAAGGAUCACAUGAGCAAAGCACAAAAAAGAAAACAAUGGGAUCGCCUGGAUUCCAAAGGAGAUAAACCUCGGGGAUUUGACUGGAUAGAUGUAGUAAAACAUCUGUCUCAAACAGGAUCGUCCAAGGUAGAAAUAUCGACUUGAUCAGCAAUACUGUGAUAUCUAAUAAUAAAAACUAUUUUUGAGAA
Adelges cooleyi (spruce gall adelgid) is the source of this 813-nucleotide messenger RNA. Its product is annotated as RWD domain-containing protein 4. The transcript is spliced from 5 exons. Gene Ontology annotation, molecular function: protein binding. NCBI's taxonomy places the organism in Eukaryota, Metazoa, Arthropoda, Insecta, Hemiptera, Adelgidae. The record is from RefSeq and is a predicted model, not a curated record. Bases 194 to 769 code for a protein of 191 amino acids.